Molecule: messenger RNA, 843 nt
Organism: Psilocybe cubensis
Lineage: Eukaryota; Fungi; Basidiomycota; Agaricomycetes; Agaricales; Agrocybaceae
Exons: 3
Coding region: 1-843 (280 amino acids)
Source: RefSeq, a predicted model, not a curated record
AUGACCAUCCUCGUCACAGGCGGCAACGGGAAAACAGGUUCCAUACUUUGCAAACUCCUCCACAGCGCUAAUGUGCCAUUCCUCAUUGCGUCGCGUUCUGGGAAGGCGCCUGAACCUUUCAAAGCCGUCACAUUUAAUUGGCUCGAUCCAACGACAUACGAAAAUCCUUUCCAGGCCGAUCCGAAUAUCGACAAAAUAUACAUUGUCGGUCCCGACAACGUCUUUGAACAACUGCCGUAUGUGAGGCCAUUCCUGGAGUUGGCUGUGUCAAAGGGAGUAAAGAGAUUUGUCGCCUUGACAUCUACUCAAUCUCAGCCUGGGGAUCGACCAACGGGAGUCAUCCACCAAGUUCUGUUGGACCUUAACGUUGAAUUUACAGUACUUAAGCCUACCUGGUUCAUUGAUAAUUUCGCUACCAUGUUCUACACCAGUAUCAGGGAGAACAAUGAGAUAGUUACAACGUCAGGAAAUGGCAAGGUUCCUUUCAUUGCUGCUCAAGACAUAGCAGAAGCUGCUUUUAAAGCUUUGACCGCGGAUAAAACCCUUCAAGAAGAAUUUUUAAUUCUAGGACCUGAGCUACACUCGUAUGACGAGGCUGCCCACAUUCUUUCUACUGUCCUGGGAAGGACAAUAACUCACAGGCAUAUAUCAGUCGAAGAAAAGACUCAAAUUCUCAGUCAUUUCUUAUCGCUCGAAUAUGCGGCAUACCUUGCUGACAUCGAGCAUAAGAUUGCCGCGGGAUCGGAAGAGAAGUUUUUGGAGGAAGCUGAUAACAAGAAGUUUGUGGGGAAAAGAACUUUGUUGCAAUUCUUCCAGGAUAACAGAAACUUGUGGAUUAAAUGA